Molecule: messenger RNA, 871 nt
Organism: Danio aesculapii
Lineage: Eukaryota; Metazoa; Chordata; Actinopteri; Cypriniformes; Danionidae
Product: myomesin-1-like
Exons: 6
Coding region: 179-871 (230 amino acids)
Molecular function (GO): kinase binding
Source: RefSeq, a predicted model, not a curated record
UUCCUGCCAUCGCCAAUAUUAUUUCUGUUGUGUGGACAGCAGCAGCAGCAGCUCCUGGUCAGUUUGCGUCUAAGCUUGGAUUUGGAUCUUGCUGGAGUUUUCCUGACGCGCUGCUCUCAGAUCUGCUUUCAGACAUCUGACAAGAGCUGAAGACAGUGUCUGCGGUAAAGAGGACACAAUGUCGGGAUCGAUACCGUUCUACCAGAAACACCACCGCCACUAUGACCGAUCCUACCGUAGCCGAGAAACGGAGUCUGCUAUCAGCCAAUACCAGCAGAGCUCCAGUAGUUAUUCUGCACAUAGCAGCAAAAGCACCAAGGGCAUUCGAGCUGCCACAUACACAGCUCUGGAAGAGGGCCUGAGUCCUCUGCCCAAAAGAGCCAAACCCACAUAUCUGGCCAUGGACAAGGAGAACCAGAUCAUCGGUUAUGUGGUGCCCAUCUUCAGGGGCAGUCAUGAUUUUGCGAGCGGCCUGUCGGACACAGAAGAAGCUCGUGCUAAAGUGAGUACUGGUUAUGUGUCUGGCCGUGAGCUGUUCUCCAGUGGCGUGGAGUCUGAACGCAGCCGCAGAACCGUCAUGAGGGAGUCUGCAGAGCGCAUCUCACUUAGCAAGAGGAUCCAUGAGAACGAAGAGUACCACAAACGUCAGAACGAGGACAGCCUGAUGCACACACCCGAGUUCGUGAUCAAGCCGCGCUCACACACUGUGUGGGAGAAACAGUGUGUGCGGCUCCACUGCACCAUCUCAGGAUGGCCCGACCCGCGCGUCGUCUGGUACAAGAACAAUGUCAGCAUUGAUCCCAUGUCCAAUCCAGGGAAGUACAAAGUGGAGAGCAGCUACAAUGUGCACUCGCUGGAGAUCAACAGGUGA